UAAGUUUAGCGAGUCUUCUCCGACGACUGCUCCAACAUUUUCUUUUUAUAUGAUUUUUUUGUUUGUGUAGGAAAAGUCACAAUUCCAAUGUAUUGAAAUAAAGGAAUUGGUAAAGAAUCGGGGAUUUAUCUCUGCAAACACCGUGUAGAUUUGUUCUACCAAUAGAAAUCUUGAAAACCAACGGCUGCAAUUUCGUCUUAUGUCGUCUCCAACUAACUCUCCGGCCGCCGUGAACGACGAGAAGGCACCGUAUGAGCCGAAGAAGGCGUUACCAUUGGUACUCUCGCCGAUCACGACGAAUCUGUUUCUGCCUGAUGACAUACUUUUGAGCUCCCUUAGCCGCAUUUCAAGAUUGUAUUACCCAACUUUCUCCCUCGUCUCCAAGAGUUUCCGCGCUCUCGUUGCUUCCCCUGAGCUUUAUCAGACUCGGUCUAUCCUCGGCCGCACCGAGAGUUGUCUUUACGUGUGCCUAAGGUUGCUUAACGAGUCUAACCUCCGUUGGUACACUCUCUGUCGAGUUCCGGAUCGGAAACUAACAAAUUUCUCAGGCGGUCAUUUAUUAGUCCCGAUCUUAUCUCGCUAUGCUCCUCCUGCUCAUUGGUCCAGUGUGGUCGCUGUUGAUUCUAAUAUCUACGCUAUUGGAGGGCCUAUUCAUGAUGCGCCAUCCUCUAGCGUCUCUGUUUUGGAUUGUCAGUGUGACACGUGGCGUGAAGCUCCACCGAUGCGGGUGGCACGGAGCUACCCUACUGCUACCGUUCUUGAUGGGAAGAUUUAUGUAGCAGGAGGUUGCGAGGAUUGCACUUCGUUGGAUUGUAUAGAGGUGUUUGACCCAAAGACUCAAACUUGGGACUCUGUGGCGAGUCCUGGUACUGAGAGAUGCGAGAGACUUGUUUACAAGAGCGUUGGUAUUGAAGGCAAAUAUCACUUGUUUGGAGGUGCGGGUCAUGUGGCUUACGACCCGAAAGAAGGCAGAUGGGACUCAGUUGGAAUGGAUUUGGAUAUGGGUCGGUCAUGGGUUUCGUAUUGUGUGAUAAACAAUACACUGUUCUAUUAUAAUGAUAGGGAAUUUAAAUGGUAUGACUAUAAAGGAAGGUUUUGGAGAAAAUUGAUGGGUUUGGAACGGCUGAUCAAGUUUCUCUGCUAUAGCCGUGUUAACUUAGCGGCUUACGGUGAAAAGAUGGCGGUGUUCUGGGACACUUUUGUGCCGUCUAGCUCUAAGAACAAGAUGAUUUGGUGUGCCGAGAUUACAAUUGAAAAGCAUGACACAUACGACAUUUGCGGUAAGACUGAGUGGUUCGAUGUUGUGCUUAGAGUUCCCAAAUCAUAUGAAUUGGUUCAUGUUCUUGCUGCUACUGUUUGAUUGAUGACGAUUUGCCGGAGUAUGUGAAUGGUUUGGGCUGUUUAAUUUGAUGGAUUGUUUCAUGUUUCCAGCUGGAUUAAUCGCUCGUGUUUUGAGGCCCAUUAAAUAAUAUAAAGCCCACAGUUGAACUAGCCCUUCAAAAAUCUGGGUAAUAUCGCACGCGCAAUCUGAGCGAGUACAGAAAACGCGCUCGAGAACUGUCAUUGUAGUGGGUCAAAUUCUCGGAGACAUCGGGAGAUUGCUCAACGGCGAUUUCUUAGUCCCGCCAAUGUAUUCCCCGAAGAAGAGGAAGAGGAAGACGGUGACGACGACGAAGAAACCAUCGUUUAAGAAAAAGAAGCCAUCACCGCCGACGGCGCCGAUUCCGUCCCUUCCUGACGAUUUGCUAUUAAGUAUCUUCGCACGCCUCUCGAGAUUGUAUUACUAAACUCUUUCUCUCGUCUCCAAGAGCUUUCGAUCUCUCCUUGCUUCACCUCAGCUUUAUGAUACUAGGUCACUCUUAGGCCGCACCGAGAGUUGUCUCUAUCUGUGUUUACAGGAGGGGAAUCCUGAUCCUAACCCUCUCAGGUUCACUCUCUGCCUCAAACCCGACCGAGCCCUAAGUAAAGGCACCAGGAAGAAGAAGAAGAAGAAGUCAAGGGGCAACAUUUUGAUCCCAAUCCCAGUUCCAAAUCCUCCUCUUGCGCACUGGUCUGGUCACGCUUCGGUUGGUUCCAAUAUCUACUUCUUUGGCGGAGACAUUGAGAAUGUGCCUUCAUCUAGAGUCUUGAUCCUAGACUGCCGCUCUCACACGUUGCGUGAAGCUCCAAGCAUGCAGAUGGAAAGGUUGGACCCUUCUGCUUCCGUCAUUGAUGGAAAGAUUUAUGUAGCUGGAGGCAACCAAGAUGAGGAUUCAGAGUCUUCGUACUCCAUCGAGAUGUUCGACCCAAAGACCCAAAUUUGGGAUCAUAUGCCCAUCCCUUGUUGGGAGAAACGAUGGGGUGUUCUAUCAAGAAGCGCAUAUAUUGAAGGAAAGUUCUACCUAAUGAUUGGGAGUAAGGUUAUGGCUUAUGACCGAGAGGAAGGUAGGUGGGACUUUGUCGGAUAUCAGAUGGGUCGAAGUUGGUUUUGGUCUUGUAAUUGCAUUAUAGAGAAUGUUUUGUACUGCUAUGGUGGAGCUUUCCGAUGGUAUGAUACUAAGCUGAGUUUAUGGAAAAUUAUGAAAGGUUUGAAAGGACUACCUAAGUUUGGCAAGAAUGUCUAUGUAAAGUUGGUGGAUUAUGGUGGAAAGAUGGCGGCUUUUUGGGACAAUCGUGUGCCUCCGACUUGCAGUGAAGAUAAGUACAAGACUAUUUGGUGCGCGGUGAUUGCGCUUGAAAGGCCCAACAGUGAAGAGAUUUGGGGGAAGGUCGAGUGGCAUGAGGCAGUGCUUACAGUUCCCGUGUCAUAUGAAUUUGAGCAUGCUCUUGCUGUUACCGUUUGAUGAAUGACAUACAGGACAUGCUUGGAUGUGGUGAAUCCAUAAUGUGUUGUAGGAACUGUAUCAUUUUGUUGGAUGAUUGUGUAUUGUAUUUUUUAGCUUUAUGCUGUUGACAUUGUUUCACUUGUAAACCUUUGAUGGUUAGCUUAUUUCUCUGCUGCUAAAGACCUUAUGAAACUCUGUUUUGGUUGAAAAGAAAGUUUACUUCUUU
Messenger RNA from Capsella rubella, 3030 nucleotides. Its product is annotated as F-box/kelch-repeat protein At4g39580. The transcript has a single exon. Bases 200 to 1360 code for a protein of 386 amino acids. Gene Ontology annotation, molecular function: protein binding. NCBI's taxonomy places the organism in Eukaryota, Viridiplantae, Streptophyta, Magnoliopsida, Brassicales, Brassicaceae. The record is from RefSeq and is a predicted model, not a curated record.